This is a messenger RNA of Labrus mixtus (cuckoo wrasse), 4470 nucleotides long. It is a transcript of the gene pacsin1b, whose product is annotated as protein kinase C and casein kinase substrate in neurons 1b. Gene Ontology annotation, molecular function: protein binding; phospholipid binding. The transcript has 10 exons. Gene Ontology annotation, cellular component: endosome; plasma membrane; cytoplasm. Gene Ontology annotation, biological process: regulation of endocytosis; cytoskeleton organization; neuron projection morphogenesis. Lineage: Eukaryota; Metazoa; Chordata; Actinopteri; Labriformes; Labridae. Bases 192 to 1529 code for a protein of 445 amino acids. The record is from RefSeq and is a predicted model, not a curated record.
UGGAAAAGGCGUGCCAGACCCCGGGGUGCAUCAUGGUUUCAGGUGUCAGUUCACCUGAAGGCUGUCAGAAAAGACUUUUAGUGACGCUGUCGAGGACCGAGUGGCUGCAGAGAGGACAGACCAGUGCAUGAGGAGCGUUUCUCUGCUGCACACCGACGAAGCCUGAAGCCAUCCUGCCAAAUCCCGGGACCAUGUCUGGAGCUUACGACGAGUCCGCCAGCCAGGAGGAGACCACAGACAGCUUCUGGGAGGUUGGGAACUACAAACGUUCAGUGAAGCGGAUUGAUGAUGGUCACCGGCUCUGCAAUGACCUGAUGAACUGCAUCCAGGAGCGUGCCAAAAUCGAGAAAGCCUAUGCACAACAGCUGACCGAGUGGUCCAAGAGAUGGAGGCAGCUGGUAGACAAAGGGCCUCAGUACGGCACCGUGGAGCGAGCAUGGGUGGCAAUGAUGACCGAGGCGGAGAAGGUGAGUGAUCUUCACCAGGACGUGAAAACCCACCUGAUCAAUGAGGACUUUGAGAAGGUGAAGAACUGGCAAAAAGACUCCUACCACAAACAAAUGAUGGGAGGAUUCAAGGAAACCAAAGAGGCGGAGGAGGGCUUCAAAAAGGCUCAGAAGCCCUGGGCCAAAAAGCUGAAAGAGCUUGAGGCUGCCAAGAAAUCCUUCCACAUGGCCUGUAAAGAGGAGAAGCUGGCGUCCAACAGGGAGGCCAACAGUAAGGUAGAGCCCUCUUUGACGGCCGACCAGCAGAAGAAACUCCAUGAGAAGGUGGACAAGUGCAAACAGGACUCACAGAAGGCUAAGGAGAAGUACGAGAAGGCUCUGGACGAGCUGACUAAGUGCACGCCUCAGUACAUGGAAAGCAUGGAGCAGGUGUUCGAUCAGUGCCAGGAUUUUGAAGAGAAGAGGCUGAGCUUCCUCAGGGAGGUGCUGCUGGAUGUCAAACGCCACCUCAACCUCACUGAAGACCAAAGUUAUGCUGCAGUGUACAUAGAUCUUGAACGCACCAUCACGACAGCCAGCGCACAGGAAGAUCUGAAGUGGUUCAGCAGCACUCACGGCCCUGGCAUGCAUAUGAGCUGGCCACAGUUUGAGGAAUACAACCCAGACCUCACCCAUAAGAUCUCAAGCAGAGAAAAGACAAAGAAAAACAGUGAUGGAGUCUUGCUGACUAACGUAACAACAGCAGUCGAUCACGCUCAGGCUGUAGACAGAGGAAGCGUGAGCAGCUACGAGAAGAACCAGGCAUACACAGGCUCCACAGAGUGGUCAGAUGAGGACCAGACGGCCCCGAACUCAGCAGGGGACACCAACGGAGGGGCGAACCCCUUCGACGAUGACGAGGGCAAAGGUGUCAGAGUGAAAGCUCUGUACGACUACGAUGGUCAGGAGCAGGACGAGCUCAGCUUCAAAGCAGGGGACGAACUGACAAAGCUGGAGGACGAGGAUGAACAGGGCUGGUGUAAAGGUCGCCUAGACAACGGUAAGCUGGGUCUUUACCCGGCCAAUUACGUGGAGCAGAUUUAACUGAACCAGAUGAGUUCGCUUUUCUCAUGAGAGGGAAACCCAGACUGAACCGUCCAGUCACAUUACUGCACAUUGCCAGAGACUUGAAAGCAAAGCUCCCUCUUGUCAGGCACAGUGAGCGCUCUUCAUAUCAGCACUCAUCACAGAGACACCAGACUUUACAGAAACAAGAUCUGUUCAGGACCACAUCAUCUACAAACACUGAAACUGAAGCUAAAUAUUUAAGUCUGUUAGUGUGUAGCUGUUUUUGGUUUCACAUGUGACGCUAACAUGCCAUUCAGUAUGUUCUCUCACUACAUUAUUGGCAUGGUAUCAUCAGUUGUGCCUGGAUAGCCGGAGUGAGCUAUGCAUUGUGCAUUUCAUGUAUAUAUUUUAUCUUCUUAAUUUUUUUUUUACAGUCUGGAUACUUGUACAGUUUUUUUCCCUCAAGUACAGUGUUGUCUUUUCUUUGUGAAAUAUUUACAUGUUUAGCAUCACAGGAACGGUCUGACAUUUUGGGUUAAUGUGCUUAUUCACUUUUGAUAUGAAGGCAAAAGAGUUUUAUUUUACAGUUAGGGGACUGAUUUGAACAUCUGUAAUAUGAACAGUUAAUAUGAAGCUACAGCUAGGACAAGGUUAGCAAAAGAAAAGGUGAACCAUCCUAGCUGUGUCUGAAGCUAACACAGUCCAAAAAGUAGAUCUAUUUUUAUGUCCAGAGUAAGAAUUGAGAUAAUCCUCCUGAGAGGUGCUGAAACAGACGACUAUCCACCAAUUUUAUUAAUCCCAACACAUUGCAGCAUGAAACUAUAACAGCUAAACCAAAACAUCAGACUUUUAUGCUAAGCUACACUAACCAGCUGCUAGCUGUGGCCUCAUGUAAGUGUAAAAACGUAAAAAAAAAAAAAGCUCUCAGUAGGAAAGUGGAUCAGCAUGCUUCCUAUAAUGUUGAACAUCGUCUACAUUUAUUCUUGUAGUUUUUCUGCUUCGCUUCACGGCGUGUCCAUGAACAACCUGUGUCACAGCAGUGUGUGAAAUUACCACAAAAUUACAAUCCAUAUGUUCGAGUAAGAGGACAAUUUUUCACAUCGAUUGGCAAAAAUGUAAAACUACUCUGAUCCAAGACGAAAAAUAAUGGGUGCCUGCAACAAAAAAGCCUUUAUGAAGUCAGCAGGCUAAAUAUUAAAAAGAAAGACAAAGACCUCUGGGUUUGCAAAGGUCAAAGUUUAAGUGAGUUUUUUGCUGGUUAAGAAAGAAACUUAAAUUAAUUCUGAUUCCACUUUAUGGCCUACAAAAACAAAUUAGACCAUCAGCAUUAACAUUGAUUAUUUCUAAUAGUUGUUUUUAAUGACAGAAAACUUUUGCUGAGGGGGGAGGUGUCAGACAAAGUGUUUAACUGCAUAGGGUCGGGUUUUUUCAUUUUCCUAAGAUUCCUAAUGAGGGAAACAUUUGACUGACUACUCAAAUGAAUGUACACAAAUCUAUAGGUUCUGAUUUUGUGUCUAUUCUGCGAAAUGCCCUGAGAUCAGGUUCUGAUAUUUGAGCAUUUUAAAACAAGACCUCCGCAGAGCUUCUCUGUGAAAUGGAAAUGUGAACUCAACCAAAACGGUUUUAAGGUUGUUUACAUUCACCUCCACUGUCCAAACCUGCCUCUAACAAGGUGCCUGUUAUAUGUAUUAUCUGUCAAGUUUCUCAUUCUGUUUUCGUCUUUUUGUUGCAGACUGUGUGCAGACGCCAUGAACAAAACCUGCCUUUGUGUAGAGAUAAGCUUCAUUUCACAACCAUUGAUUCAUUCAUAUAACUUUUUAGUAACCUUUCUGCUGUUAAUGAGACUUGCUUACUUCAAGUGAAUACCAGUGACUUGGCAUAAUCAGCUGCCAGCUCUUUCUGUGAUUUUGUGCGUGCUGAUGCUCCGAUCUGAACUGAUCAAGUGCAUGCCCUAAAUUUAUCCCACCAAACUACUGACAGUUUCUUUAUCAGACUUUAAAAAAAAAACGUAUCAUAUUUAUUUGUACUAUGUAACAUUGACACCCAUGAUUGGUCUAUUUUACUGUGUACCAGGCUGUAUUUAAUAUCAGCUGAAUCUUCUUUUUUCUAAUCAAAAAAGCUAAAGAAUGCAUGUAGCAGUACAGUUUAUGUUAAAUGAGAUUGGUUUGUUACUCCUGACAACCGUUGGUGAAAACAACACCCUUUGUUGACGAGGAAGCUGGGUGUUCUCUUACUGACGCAGACAGAAAGCUGCAACGAGUGCUGCACAAGAAAGCAGAAAGAGGAUCCGUCUCUGAAAUAUUGAUGAGACUGCUGCCUUUUUCUUCUGCGAGAACAGAAGCCGAUUUGUCAACUCCAGAAGGGAAAUGUCACUUGUACUGUUUAUGCUUCUGUAUGCUUUUUUAAAAACUGUUGCUCCUUGUACACACUGGAUACAGAAGGGUGACAUGAAUAUUGCCUUAUAAAAUCUAUCACCCUGCCGCUCUAAAGACUCUCGAAAUUGAACUAAGAGAGAGCACACUUCCACAGAGACCGCCAUGGCACCAUCAUCUCAGUUAACACUGAAACGACACAUUUGCUCCCUUUAAAUGAAGGGCACAUACAUUUAAAGACUCGACAGUCUUAUAAUAUAAAGUGUAUUUAAGGCAGAAAUGGAACCGUUUCAAAAGUGUCAUGUGAAAGUGUAAAGGUACAACCACUGUGAAAACUCCUGUCAUACACUGAAGGACGGUGAAUCAUAUGGAAGAAAAAAAGAAAAAUCUGAAAAGCUCUUUUUAAAAAAAAAAUUUUUGGCCUGUUGCUCCUGCUGGAAACGUUGAGCUACAAUGUUGAGGAAAACUAUGUGGAAGACUCGAGGGCUUUCUCUCUUUUCUUUUUAGCAUAGAGCUGUACUUUCAAAACUGUAGUGCCUGUUCAUCUGAAUAAGCAAAAAUAAAAGAUGUCAUCAGAAAACCUUGGUGUGCAUAUGCGACUCUGA